CACAAAAGCUGCGUGAAUGUACAACAUGAUGGAAACCGAUCUGAAACCUCCCGCCCCCCAGCAGACUUCGGGGGGCAACGGGAACUCCAACUCCUCGGCCAACAACCAGAAGAACAGCCCGGACCGAGUCAAGAGACCCAUGAACGCCUUCAUGGUAUGGUCCAGGGGGCAGAGGAGAAAGAUGGCCCAGGAGAACCCCAAGAUGCACAACUCGGAGAUCAGCAAGAGGCUGGGGGCCGAGUGGAAGCUGCUGUCCGAGGCUGAGAAGAGACCCUUCAUCGAUGAGGCCAAGAGGCUGCGAGCCCUGCACAUGAAGGAACAUCCGGAUUAUAAAUACAGGCCGAGGAGGAAAACCAAAACCCUGAUGAAGAAGGAUAAGUACACCCUGCCUGGGGGCUUGCUGGCGCCUGGGGGCAACUCCAUGGGCUCUGGGGUAGGCGUUGGGGCGAGCCUGGGAGCUGGGGUCAAUCAAAGGAUGGACAGCUACGCUCACAUGAACGGCUGGACCAACGGGGGGUAUGGCAUGAUGCAAGAGCAGCUCGGCUACCCGCAGCACCCGGGGCUCAACGCGCACAACGCGGCUCAGAUGCAGAACAUGCACCGCUACGACGUCAGCGCGCUGCAGUACAACUCCAUGACCAGCUCCCAGUCCUACAUGAACGGCUCCCCCACCUACAGCAUGUCCUACUCCCAGCAAGGUGCUCCAGGUAUGACUCUGGGUUCUAUGGGCUCCGUGGUUAAGUCAGAAUCCAGCUCCAGCCCGCCCGUAGUCACUUCUUCUUCCCACUCGAGGGCUCCCUGUCAGGCAGGUGACCUCCGGGACAUGAUCAGCAUGUACCUACCUGGGGCAGAAGUGCCAGAGCAAACUGCCCAAAGCAGACUUCACAUGUCCCAGCAUUAUCAGAGCGCAUCUGUACCUGGCACAGCCAUCAAUGGCACGCUUCCUCUAUCACACAUGUGAAAACAAAACAAUAAUCAAAAAGAAACUUUUAUUAGAGUUUGGACUUUUUUUGGACUAUUUUUGUACAGAGAAAAAAAUGGGAGGGGG
Messenger RNA from Nanorana parkeri, 1048 nucleotides. RefSeq names its product SRY-box 2 (gene SOX2). Gene Ontology annotation, biological process: cell differentiation; regulation of DNA-templated transcription; anatomical structure morphogenesis. NCBI's taxonomy places the organism in Eukaryota, Metazoa, Chordata, Amphibia, Anura, Dicroglossidae. The transcript has a single exon. Gene Ontology annotation, molecular function: DNA-binding transcription factor activity, RNA polymerase II-specific; RNA polymerase II cis-regulatory region sequence-specific DNA binding. Bases 17 to 961 code for a protein of 314 amino acids. The record is from RefSeq and is a predicted model, not a curated record.